AUGGGGUUGCCACAUGUAUCCUCAGCCUACAUUGCUGAGGAGGUGGCAACUUCAUUAGGCACAUUUGUGCAAACUGCACCGAAGAUUGCUGGCGUAAGCAACUAUGACAUGAAUUUGUUCGCUGGAGGAGAAGAACUCGGCAAAUGUAUGAACAUUCAUAUGCCUAACUCUGAAAAAACAAAUGUUUUUGAGGUUUCAAAAGAAUCAUCUAUUUCAAAUGUGAGUAAUAAAGAUGGUCAAUUCAAGAUUAACUCCAUGGAGCAAAUUGGUAGGUUAUCUGCCAAUGCUGAACAAAGUUUGCAGCAGACACCUACUUCUACGACUCUACGAUCAUUAGCUUCUCGCGUUAAUGGUUUUGGUGCAAAUGGAUUUUCGCCAAGUGAAUCUUCCAAGUCUAAUGUAAAAAAGCGAUUAUGGUCACCUUUGAAUGCGACGUUGCUUGCAGAUCAGUGUAAGGGCGAUCAUUGCAUGGACAUUGGAGGUGAGAUUUAUCAAAAAAAUGCGUCAUUGCCCCGCAUCCCUUUAUCUCCUUUGGGUAAAAAAACUUGUCCAGAUAAAAAGUUGGGAGAAUGUAGAGAUUUUGGUACCGACUUGAGUGAUGUCAAACUGUUUACUCCUGAUGAUAUCGUUGAUAUGAAGGAGUAUUGGACUUAUCCUGCUAGCUUUCCUCCUUGGCAUGCUAGGUUAUGUCAAUCUGAGAGUAGGCUGCCAACUAGAAGGUCUCUAGUCGGUUCGUUCGAGGAGUCGCUAUUAUCUGGUCGUUUACUUUCUGAGAAAGUUAGUCAGAAAAUUGAAGGCUUUCUUGCUAUGCUGAAUGUAACCGGAGGAAAUUUCUCACCUCAAUCACGAAAAAUUCCAUUUGCAGUAACGAGUGUAGAUGGAGACAAAUACCUACUUUAUUAUUCUUCAAUUAAUCUCUCGGGAAAUUCAUUAUCAAGCAAGGCUAGAGUAACUAAAUGUCAGAGAACCUUUAGAAUGGAUGAAUCGCGAUAUGAAAAGAGACGCAUACGAAUACCUAUAAAAGGGCGUAUUCAACUGGUUCUCAGCAAUCCAGAGAGAACACCGAUUCACACCUUCUUCUGCAAUUAUGAUUUAAGUGACAUGCCAGCCGAUACAAAGACAUUCGUGCGGCAAAAGAUCACUUUAACUUCGUCUAGAUCAACAUCUACAACUGGAAAAAUGGUUCUAAACGGUUCUGAUACUGAUGCUAAGUCCUCAAGCAGAUGCCUUGUUGAUGAAGAAACAUUUCUAAAUGGUUCUACAAAGAUCAACGACAAUUCUAUUAACAACUGCGUCCUUCUUUAUGCUCUUCAUCUUCGCUUUAUGUGUACUUUUCCUAAGAAACGUUCAAGAUCUGUUCCUACACACAAAUCCGACCCUGUUUCUUCUGAAGCAAGAAAACUUAUAGACAACGAAGAAGAAAGAAGUUUCUACUUGUACGAUGAUAUGAGAGUAGUGUUUCCUCAGCGUCACUCAGAUUCUGAUGAGGGCAAGUUGCAUGUGGAAUAUCAUUUUCCAUCUAAUCCAAAAUACUUUGACAUCAGCAGCUAA
Messenger RNA from Vicia faba (fava bean), 1551 nucleotides. The record is from the annotation of a GenBank genome assembly. Lineage: Eukaryota; Viridiplantae; Streptophyta; Magnoliopsida; Fabales; Fabaceae.